Molecule: messenger RNA, 369 nt
Organism: Aspergillus caelatus
Lineage: Eukaryota; Fungi; Ascomycota; Eurotiomycetes; Eurotiales; Aspergillaceae
Exons: 3
Coding region: 1-369 (122 amino acids)
Source: RefSeq, a predicted model, not a curated record
AUGCCGAAUAUUGUCAUUAUCAACGGGGCAGACGAAGUCACCCCUACAACCGAAGAAGGCGCGGGUGCCUUUACGGAUCUCGCGGGUUCCGAUGCCUCCGCCGAACAUCCCAUAGUAGCUGGAGUUUGGACCCUGGUCGAUCUCGAUGAACCUACUCCAGCGUGGGAAGCCGAAUGGGAUGAGAUAAAGUACUUGAUAGACGGAGAUUUAACGCUGAAGAAUGAGGAAACGGGCGAGGUCAGCGAUCUGAAGGCCGGUAGCAUGCUUUGGAUUCCCAAGGGGGCGAAGAUGUCAAUAGUCAAGUCAAAGGGAGUGCGUACCAUUUAUGUCGAGCAGCAAUAUCGGAAGGCGUUGCAUACUAGUUCUUAA